Theileria parva strain Muguga is the source of this 3338-nucleotide messenger RNA. Its product is annotated as putative integral membrane protein. The coding region runs from base 90 to 3338 and encodes 1082 amino acids. NCBI's taxonomy places the organism in Eukaryota, Apicomplexa, Aconoidasida, Piroplasmida, Theileriidae. The transcript has a single exon. The record is from RefSeq and is a predicted model, not a curated record.
CUGAUAUUUAUAUCGCAAAUGUGAGAAAAUAAUUGAAUAAUUUUAAAAUGCAGUUUGGAUGGUAAAGGAGGACUGUUUAAUCCUUUUUGAUGAAAAAGAAGGUUAUUGAUAUCACAGAUGUAUUAGAGGUUUAUUUCUUUGGCCUAUCGCUUCUGGUAGGUUCCGAGCAAUUUUAUACGCUCGUAUCCCAAACUAAAGCCUCGCCUGAGUUUCAGUGGUAUUUGUUCUUGGUGGUCGUAUUUGGCACUCUGCUGGUUAUUUUAAUAUUGCCUAAUGACCAUUUUGGUGAUUUCAUAUACUUAUCUCAACUCUACUAUGUAGUUCCUUUGGUCAUAUUAGUUGUUUUUGUAUGGGUUAAAGUAACAUCAGUUCUAGUUACAACCUCUGUAACAAUCGGAAUAUCAAUCUUUACAACAUUCCUAGUGAUUGAGGCAUGUGUUCACUACUCCUACAGCACUGAGUUAGUUCUUACAUUCCUUGCUGGUCUAUUAUCAGCGAGGAUAUUACCGGGUUUGUGUUGGGUUUUAACUCAGGGUGAAGAUAAUGAGUCACAGUUUAGGAAAAUGUGGUUAACACUUGCUGUGGCUCGGUUGUCAUUCUGUUUGCUGUCACUAAGUAUAAUGGCAAUGAAGGGAAAGUAUCCAGUGUUGAAAACAUUCAAUUUUAGUAAAUUAGAUAACAUUUAUGGUAGUCUAGUCGAAGAUUUUAAACAGCUGUAUGAACAUUAUUCCAAAAGAUUUAAUUCCAGUAAAUGUAUUUCAGAUAAGUGUAAUUUCAAUAAAUGUACAAAUUUUUGUUUAGAAUUAUCAAUUGUGAGACAUAUUUUUCCCAUUAUUUGUUUUUAUUUGUCAUUCAUUUUAUUUUUGCCCUUGACUCCAGUCAUUCAAGUAUCUGGGGGCAAAAAAACAUAUUUUAAUUAUGCUCCACACAUGAUAACGUCUUUAACCAGAACUGAUUCAUUUUCUCACUUCUGUGGGUUUUGUGUUGGUAUCAUAUAUCCUGUUACUAUCACACACAGGGGAACAGAUUAUUAUUUCAUGAAUCUAAUAGUUUAUAUCCCAUAUCUGAUGAUUGUUGGCUAUUUGAGGUAUUUUGGCAGGUCCUUUUCACAAUACGGUAUUUACUUGAUAAUAAUGGUUUUGGCUUUUGGGUUGGGAUAUAAUUGUUCAUACAAUUUGGGCGUUAUUAUAAACACCAAUCUAAUUCAGAAUUGCGACAACAAAGGAACCCCUUUAAAUUCUUGUUGUGGAGAUAAAUUUCUUACUGAAUGCUAUUGUAGGUAUCCGGUAAUCAUUAAUAAGACAAACAAGUGCUUUUAUUCGCGUAGCAGUUUUUACACUUCAAGACCACAUGCAGCUAUUGUAGAAACAAAUAAAGAAGAAGAGCUAAUUAUUAAUAUUCCUCCUUUAACCCAGUGCCGUCUUUUUAACAGAUUUGCAUGUUCUAAGUCAUUCUCUGAAGGAAAUAGUUUGGAUUACUCUCCUUUAGAACCAAACGGGAUCCUGUUGGUACAAAAAGAUAUUGGAACCAGCGUGAGUGAAAUACGUAGACAGAUAGGGUGUGAGGGAAAUUGUUGUGCUGAACAAUGCAAAAAUGACAAGUGCGGUUUCUUUACAUUGGCUGGAAUAUACGAAAUAGAAACAGUUACAGCAACUACUUGUGAUGAAUGCCAGUUAACAGUAAGAAUUGAGGCUAAAAAUUGUAACCCUUGCACAUCAUGUGGAGGAGACACUGGAGGGUCUUGUACCUGCUCUAGUGGUACAGGUACAAAUUGUUGUUGUAUAUGCGUUAAAUGUUGUCCAGAAACAACUUGUGACAAGUGUGUUAAAUUGUGUUGUUGUAAAAAUUGCAAAAAAGAUAAAAUUAAAAACGGCGCCAGGGUCUUUAUGUGUUAUAAAAGUAAUGGCGUCUAUUGUGUUAGGGAGAUUACUCCGAAUAAUAGGCCAAAAUUUGACGAGAAAUUAGAUAAACAAAAUGAUUUUUAUAUUAAGAGUAUGUUCAUUUCAGAUUGUUGCCAUUCUGACAUCCAAGUUGAUUUACAUUGCAAAUUGAACAAUAAUUUCUUCAGGGUAACGGAGAUAAAAUAUGCAAAGAAACCAACCAUUCCAACCUCAAUUUUACUUUGUAGAAAGGAAUCAAAAUGCUGUACACAACAAGCAUCUCGUGCUGGUACUCAAACUUGUUGUUGUUCAAAACUUCCUAUUCAAAGAGUAUUAAUUGGAUAUCCUGAAGAACAAAUUUCUAAACCCUCUUGUCCUUGCCCAGAAACAUGCAAGAAUUGUCCUUGUUGCCAAAAUAGUAACCAAGGUAAACAGUGUUGUUGUUGCACAGGUGCUGAACUUGAAAUCUCGACAGAAAACUUAUAUGAAAAGAAAAUGAAACCUAUAAAAUUAAAGCUGAUAACUAUUUUCUGGAUAUUAUUUGCAUUGAUUUUAGCGGUGAUGUACCUGGCGGCGUCCAAAGACAAAGUCGGUGAUAUCAAGUAUUACAAUUUCAACCCUGUAACAUCCCAUAAGAUCAUUACAAAAAACACUAUAAAGAACAGUUUAAAUACUGCUGAUGAAGUAAAACGUAGAAUAGAUUGGUUUUUAAUGACCUCAGGGUUGGACAACGAUAGGUACAAUGAAGACCUAAAACAUAUGCUUAAACUUUUUGACUGUACACUCGAUCCUCGAGAGUUCACAUUCCUCAAGCAGAACUUGGAUGAAGUAUCUUCUAACCUACUGAGAGAUCCUCUCUUCAUUCUUAGGGCUAAAAUUGAGCUGGUUACAUGGAGUUGCUGCUUAGGAUUUGUGUAUACCUACAUCAUUGAGAUGUUUGUCAGAAUUCAAGCUUAUUUCAUAAAAUGGGAGCCAUUGUGGAGAAGAGAAUAUUAUAACUACAGGCAAUUGAUUUCAAAAAAUAUUAAUAAUAUAACAUAUGGGUCGAAGUUUGCAGUGGCAGCCUCGAACGAGUUGGAAAUUGGAUUUAAAACCAGACUGUUAAUUUCAAGGUCAAGGAAAGAAACAUGGGCAAGUGCUUUUGACAAAGUAGAAAAUUAUUUGGAUUUGUAUGAUAAGGAGAUUGAGUUACCCGAAGAACAAUUACCUAAAACAAUAGAGGAAAGGCUUCAGUACUUUAUCCGUAUAUGGGACGAUAGAAUAGUCCAUUUGGAGGAAUGGACGUCCUCAAGCACUAAUGUAUUCGACUGGGAUACAUUUUUGAUCCAAUAUCCAGAUAUAAGGACCUGGGUAAAUAUGUUCUGGAGGUAUAUAAGACUUGUGUCUAAAGAAUUUGAUUUAAAACAUAAGAAAUUUAACAAAGGAAUAGAAAUAUUUGAAAACUAUAAAAUCAAUUAA